UGUUACACAGAAAAUGGACGGGACAAACAAGGAUAGACGGUUGUGAAAUAGAGUUUUUUUGGACUAAAUUUUUAUAAUUAUUUAUUUUUGCAAAAUGAUAAAAACGCGCAUUGUGAAAAAAUAAGCACGCGUUUUUUUAUUGUCACAGUCAAAGUUUUCAGUAUUUAAUUGAUCUGCUCGCAAACAACUGCACUGAUCCAUCUGUGAUGGCGGAGCGAGGGGCACACUUGACAACCGCAGCUGCAGCUGAGGACAGACCGUCAAUAUUUGAAGUUUUAGCUCAGGACUCUUUGAUGAGUGCUGUCAAACCUGCCUUACAGCAUGCUGUGAAGAUCCUCGCCACAUCUAACCCUGCUCGUUACGGAGUUCUUUGGAGGAGGUUUGAUGAGAUUUAUGCCAUCCUGGAUUUGCUGUUGCAGCAUAAUUUCCUCUCCCACACCAGCGCAUCAUUUUCAGAGAACUUCUAUGGUCUGAAGCGGGUUGGAACAGACAGCACACGUCCUGCCCACUUGGGACUCCACCGCAGACAGCACUUGCGCUCCCUGCUCCUCUUGGCUCUCCUACCUUACCUGCACACCAAACUGGGAAAAAUCCUGGCUCGACAGAGAGAUGAAGAUGACUUCUCUAUCCGCUUACCGCAAUCCUUCACACAGAAGUUGUACAGGGCUUUUUUGGCUGCAUACCCAUUUGUGUGCAUGGCCUGGGAUGGCUGGGUAUUUUGCCAACAGCUUUUGUAUGUUUUUGGCAAAACAAGGACACAUUCACCCCUUCUGUGGCUGGCAGGGGUUAAAUUGUCAUACCUCACAGCUCAUGACAUCCGCAGCCUUGAUCUGAAGCCAUCAGGCCUGGCUCUGAGCCCUAGUCAAAGCAUUAGAGAGAAACUUCAGCACCUGAUCUCUAUAGCCGUUGGUGGUGUUGCUGUUUCUCUUUCCACCAGCCUAUCGAUCGGAGUGUUUUUUCUGCAGUUUCUGGAGUGGUGGUAUUCAUCAGAGAACCACAGCACUGUUAAGUCCUUGACCUCUCUUCCAACCCCUCCACCACCUCUCCACUUACAUAACCAGGACACUUCACCCACACACAUCAAAGUCUGCCCGCUCUGCAGGAAAGUGCGCACCAAUGAAACUGCGCUUUCCACUUCAGGCUAUGUGUUUUGUUACAGGUGUAUAUAUGUGUAUGUCAAAGCCAACCACAGAUGUCCCCUUACUGGCUAUCCAUCUGGACUGCAGCACCUCAUUAAAAUAUACACACCUGAUGGAUAGACUUGCCAUAGUGUCUAAGGCAAAUACUGUUCAUUUUAUUCCAGGUACCUUUUUCAUUCACUAAUACAAAUUCUCUGAUUUUAAAUGAUUAUUUCUGUUUCAGUUUUUAUCCAACAGAAAGCUAAAAGGUUUGUGGUAUUAGUUCACUGUGAAGUGGUUAUCAUCCAUCAAUUUGUUAAAUAUGUAAAUAUUUAAUUUGGCUGUGUACAUACUGGAUGUAAUCCUCUGUUAAUCAUGCUUGUACUCAUCUUUUACAAAUAUAGCUCUGUCCCAAAACAGUUUUGGAACAUUUGCUCUUUAUCUAAUGCAACAUUACCUCUGAAUGAAGUCUUCUCUUUUAAAACGCUUUAUUAUUGAAAUAUAAUGCUAAAACUGUUGAUUGAAACCUGAAUUUGGAGAUACUGUAGUGCACGCACACAGUAAAAGAAUCCGACAUAAUUGUCAGAUAGACUCAAUUUUAAAGCUAAUUUCUUCAGUUAUUGUGUUGACUUCUAAAAGUUUAAAGUACUUGUUACUCCACCCUUGUAAAUUGGACCAAGUAUUUGGUGUAUUGGUGGGGCUGAUACGUGUUCUUAUGUACAAGUGAAGAUCUGCUUAAUAAUUUUUAGAUAUUUUCAAGAACAUUAUGAACAGCUGAACAAGUUUAUUAAAAGGUAAUAAU
Messenger RNA from Xyrauchen texanus (razorback sucker), 1920 nucleotides. RefSeq names its product peroxisomal biogenesis factor 12 (gene pex12). Lineage: Eukaryota; Metazoa; Chordata; Actinopteri; Cypriniformes; Catostomidae. Gene Ontology annotation, cellular component: peroxisomal membrane; peroxisomal importomer complex. The transcript is spliced from 3 exons. Gene Ontology annotation, biological process: protein import into peroxisome matrix; protein monoubiquitination. The record is from RefSeq and is a predicted model, not a curated record. Bases 207 to 1259 code for a protein of 350 amino acids. Gene Ontology annotation, molecular function: ubiquitin-protein transferase activity; protein binding; zinc ion binding.